Molecule: messenger RNA, 1530 nt
Organism: Fusarium sp. VM40
Lineage: Eukaryota; Fungi; Ascomycota; Sordariomycetes; Hypocreales; Nectriaceae
Source: the annotation of a GenBank genome assembly
AUGGGUCUCCUUAGCCUCACUUCUCGAGAUGCCCUUGUUCUCGUGGCAGUGGGGAUAUUAUUUCUUUUCUUUUGGGAAAAGAAAACACCCAGAAUCACUCGCAAUGGCGAACGGCUUAGGAAGCCUCCAAACUCACUUCCACUGGUCGGAAAUGGAAUCAUCUUCCUCCAGCCUCGCCAACGUCUCUUUUCAUGGUUCCAUCGCUGCGAGCGUCUCUACGGCUAUGAAACGCUUCACAUCACUGUCCCGUCUCUACCACCGGGGGUGAUCAUUAACGACCCUCAGAACUUGGACUUCAUAUUUCGCAAUGAGGGUAUCUUUGAGAAGGGUGAAUUCUUCAAACAGCGUUCCUGGGACCUAUUCGGCCAUGGCAUCAUCAAUGUGGAUGGCGAAUUCUGGCGUCUCCAGCGCAAGGCGGGUCUGCGUUUCCUCUCUGCUGCGGCGUUGAAGACUUUGACAAACGAGCGGUUGCCGACAUAUCUAGGGCAGGCUAUAGAGGCGUUGGAAGGGAAAUCAGGUGGAGAGGAGGUGGUGGAUUUGCAGGUUGUCAUCCAUGAGGUGACGACACAGCUUAUGGGACGCAUGGCAUAUAACAUGGAAAUGCACGCCGACGACGACUUCACUGUUGCCUUUGAGCAUGCAUCGGGUGCUACUGCGGAGAGAUUCCAGAACCCUCUGUGGUUUCUUACAGAGAUGUUCACAGGAGCUCGGAUGCGACGCUCGAUCAAAAUUGUCAAGGCUUAUGGGAAACGCAUUGUCACUAGCGCAGUGGUUGAUCGCAAGGAAGCCGAGGGAAAGACUCAGUCUGAUGCACCGGGGAGUCUUAUUCAGUCUUUGCUCGAUUCAAUCGGCGACGAGGACCUCGUGGCUGAUGCUGCGCUGAACUAUCUCUCAGCGGGAAGGGAUACUGUUGCACAAGCCUUGACGUGGACUUUAUAUCUUCUCAUGAAGCAUCCGCAGGUGGCUACUAAGUUAUGUCAGUCCAUUCAGGGCUCACAAGAUGAGGCCGGUGAUCGAUCUCUCACAGAGAACGACCCAGAGCUUCUCACCCCAGCACGAUUACCCUACGUUCUAGCCGUGUUGUAUGAAUCUCUUCGCCUUCGUCCUCCCAUCCCCUUUGAGAUCAAGCAAGCCCAACAAGCAACAACUCUCCCCGACGGAACUUUCUUACCAGCCGGUGCUAUCGUGGUCUGGUGUGCUUGGGCGAUGAACCGUUCGCAUACCACAUGGGGCCCUGAUGCAGACGAUUUCCGCCCGGAGCGAUGGCUUACUACCUCACCCUCUGGCGACGUGACGGUUACGCAGCGCCCAGCAUCCGAGUUUCCCGUCUUCAACGGAGGACCGCGCGUAUGUUUGGGGAAGAAGAUGGCUGAACUGGUUGCGGUGCAAACGCUGGCGAGGCUAGUGCCUCUCUUCGACUUUAGGCCUGCUUUUGAGGGUGAAAGAGUGAGUAAGAGUAGUUUAACAUUGCCGAUGGAGGGAGGUUUGCCCGUGUACGUGCAUUCCCGGCCCUUGUCUGGCACAUCAUAG